CCCUCUUCCAUUUUUACUCGAAUUUCCCCCUUUGUUGGCAUCCCGAUAUUGUCCCCUCCAACGCACAAGAUGUCCUGUUGCCUUCUCAACAAAGUUGUCAAAAUUUGAUGAAAUAUCCCCACUCCUAUGCAUAACUUCAAAUCAUUCUCCCCUCCCUCCAGCCGACAAGUUCAAUGCUCCAAAGCGUGACAGACAAUUUUGUCUCCUACUUCCUCCUCCUUGCAUUCCUUGUUUCCCUCCCUUCUCCUCCUUUCGUGGAACACUGGAAAACGGACAUCGAAACGUGGAAGUGUACUUAGUUUCCUCUAAGCCUUCACUCGAUCGCCUCAGGCCCGUUCGAGUGACUCUAAAGAGAAAGCUGGGCGCGAAAGCGAGCAAGAAGCCCUGCGAACGCGACCGCUGGAGCCGGGAUUGUUAUAAUCCAGCGUUCAUGGAGAGACUCGGGCAGAAGCUGGAUUCUUCUCGCCGAAGAAGCAAGCACAGCAUCCGCUGUUCCAGUCGCUGAAUUUGACAUAUUCACGUUCGCUUAACCACUUGUUGAAUCAUCCUUGGACUACGAGUUCCACCGAAGACCGUCUCAAGUUUGAGAGCAUCCGAUUUCAAAGUGUUACAUGGUUCAGAAACUCUCAACCCGAUUCCUUAUAUCUUGGACCAUUGUUCAGGACACAAUUUAUAGUGAUCGCUAUUCUGAGGUCACUGAUGAGUUUUAAAUUCUCACCUCACAGUUCACACACCCGCUUGCACAACAACCCGAGUGCCCAUCUGUAUUUUCCAUCCCACAAGAAGGUGGUACAGCUCCAAGACUCCAUUGACGAGGACCACUUGACAGCGCGCUCCAGUACCCCCUCGUCGCCUUCUAACCGGAAGAUUGCGCCAAUUAUGAGCACAUUGGGUGGUCUUCUCAAGCGAUCAAAUCCACACCUUGGUUCAUCCAGCCUGUGCUCCUCCUCCCAAGGGUCCUCGGACCACGACAGCUUCGAUUCUGACCCGGGAUUCCCACCCAAGAAGACCGUCACAUCCUCGUUAUCUCAUCCACCUCUCCAAAGCUCAAGUCAAACCAUGAAUCGGAGGGGUCGAUUACCCUCGUUCAAUCGGAGUUACGAGAGCACGGACAGCUCGAACAGUAGCAGCAAUACUAGUGAUUUGUCAGCCGGAAAGGCUAAUUACCGGAUUAUGAUCUUGGGGGCCAAGACCACGGGGAAAACAUCGAUUGUUCGCCAGUUCCUCUAUGACCAAUUCUCGACGGUCCACAAGGAGACCGUGGACGAUAUGUAUCGGGGAGAGUUCGACAUCUGUCACCAGACCGUCGGUUUUGACAUUCAAGAUGUAUCCGGGGGCUAUGUGUACGAGUUCCCGGGGAUGAGAAACGUGUCUCUCGCCUCCGCUGAUGCCUUUAUUAUUGUUUACGCUGUCAACGACCCCGAGUCUUGGGAGGAGGUCUCUCGCCUUCGAGACAUGAUUCACGAGGCCAAAGACGAGGAGGUGCCCAUUGUGGUGGUGGCCAACAAGUGUGACCUCGACAAGGACCCGAGUCUUUCCUGCGAAACAAUCGAAGCCACCGUCAUCUUUGACUGGGAGAAUGGCUAUGUCCAAAGCUCAGCCAAGGACCGGGUCAACAUCAAUAAGAUCUUCAAGGAGCUCAUGAACCAAGCCAAGACCAAGUACGACUUCACCGUCCCGCAGAUCUCGUCCGCUUCGGUUCUUCUCAGUGCUCAAAGUGCUCGCGGGUGCUCACCCGCCAUUCAUAAACGAGGGUUUGAGGACAACCUUCGGAGGCGACAAUCGGUUCCGGCAGUUCCAGCGGGAUUCAACUUACAAUCAACCAUUACAAAUGAAGGCGGUGAAGGCUGCUCAGCCUCGUCUUCUGGCUCCGGACAUCAAGGUCCGCUGGCCACGCUCAUGAGCAAGAUGCAGACACAUUCCCGGAACCACGAGCCGGUGGGGCCCGUGCUACCCGGACCUGCGGGCUAUCCCGAGCUCCCCAAGGUGGAAACACCCAAGGCCAAGAACAAACGAAGAUCCUCGCUGGCCGCCCUUCGGCGAGAUUCUUGCAAGAUAUCCUAGGAUUGGAGAGCGUAUUUUGUCAGGAAAAAUGUGCCAAUUGCCAAUUUCAAAUAUUUGUGAACAAUUGAACAUUCUAGUCUUGUUGCAUGAAGGGCUCAAAAGAGCAGCUUAUCAUUUGAUAUUUUAUUAGUUUGUUGUUCCGCAAUCAAAGAAUAUUACUAUUUCAAUGCCAACUUUACUGAAAUGUUACACAGAAUUAAAAUAGAUUAUUAUUAUGA
Molecule: messenger RNA, 2282 nt
Organism: Tigriopus californicus
Lineage: Eukaryota; Metazoa; Arthropoda; Copepoda; Harpacticoida; Harpacticidae
Exons: 2
Coding region: 700-2064 (454 amino acids)
Molecular function (GO): GTP binding; GTPase activity
Source: RefSeq, a predicted model, not a curated record